Molecule: messenger RNA, 1942 nt
Organism: Biomphalaria glabrata
Lineage: Eukaryota; Metazoa; Mollusca; Gastropoda; Planorbidae
Exons: 8
Coding region: 272-1336 (354 amino acids)
Source: RefSeq, a predicted model, not a curated record
UCUGUGUUGCACCAAGAAACACGUAGCAAUCUGGUGACUCCACAAAUAUUUCCUAGAUUUAUACACAUUUAUGUCAUUAAUCAAAACAUGACAUGCCACAUGGUGAUUUCGUUUGUAUAAUUUAUACUAAGUAAGUUAAGGUUGAGAAAGUUCAUGAACAGUGUUCAACUGUCUUUUAAACAGACUAUUUGGCCAUUUGAGAAGUCGUCAGUUGACUAUCAUAAGAUCUAAUCAACUGCAACAGUUCCGCGACAAGGUCACUGAUUGGAUCAUGCAAACAGAGGAUGGCUUCAUCGCAAUCCUAGGUCAGUCUGACACUCACGACCUGACGCAGCAAGAGAAGGGUGAACACAUGUGUGUAGAACGAGCUAGUGGAUUGAUAUCAGAAGCUCAUAAUAUUAUCAACCGCCAGCCUUCCCUGUCAAGUGAUGCAGCCCAGGGAAGCUCAGUCGUCCAGCGUCCAAAGAAACGCUGCAAGAAAAGUCAGGCACCUCUGAGUGAAGAGCCACCGUGUAAACUGUUCAAGUUAAGCGAUGAAACAGCUGUCCCGAGACAUUGUCAACAAACUUUCAAGCCAGGAGAAGACAAUCGACUUUGGAGUUUGUUGAAGCAGCUCUUCCCUGAUCCCACAGUAGCGACAGAGACUCGCUCUAGUUCUGGAACACAAGCCACUUGCUCGUGGAAAAGAAAUGAGGAGUUCUGUACAAUGAAGGAGACACUAUCCAGCGAAGAAUCUCCUUCAGAUGUGUUCAACCAAGAAAAGGUAGUAGCAAAAUAUCUAGAAGUUGAGCCAACAAUUUGUCCGCAAGAAUUCACACCAGUACCAGAGAACUAUCCUUUGGGUUUUGCAAAUCGAGCGUUCCCUGAUACGAUAGCAGAUACAAAGAGAAGUCCUGGACUGCAGGUCACUCGUUCGUUGGAGAUGAACAACUUCAAAGCGAUGGAGAGAUUCAUCUUUCUGGACUUAGCCUCUUGUCCAUUAUUUUUCAAGAACUUUCGGGGGCUGUUUAUGGAUAAAACCUUUGUAUUCGGAUUAACGAAACCCUGUUGUUCCAUUAAGUUUACGAAACAUAAAUUAUACUGUGAGUUGACUGAAAAGAAAUGUGUUCACAUCUCAAAUGACAUUGGAGAUUCAAAAAUAUCCAUUGGUUUCGCUUUGGCUCUAUUGAUACCUAAGAUGGAUGACAGAGUCUCGGCGUCAUUGCCAUUUUAUAUCAUUUCCAACACUGAUGGAUUGAAUGAGACAGUUCGACAGUUGGGCAAUGGUAAAAGGAAAAUAAAAUUAAUGACUGCAGCCAUCAAGGAGGCUUUUUCUUCAAACGACUUUACCAUAUAAGACAAGCAACACUAAGACCUUCAAUGACCAGUGCUUGCUGUAAACUCGACUAAACUUACUAAUAGACUAUCUCGAUAAAAAGUGUUUUUUUGUUUGUUUGUUCAAAAGAGUCUAUUUAUGAAAUAUGGAAUAUGAUCAGAACAGAAUGAUUGCAGGUAUGAAUGAAAAUAAAUGUGUCGAUUUCAAUUCAAGGACUAGAAGAUGCACAGGAUUGUUGAGCCAGUGGUAGACUAGCUAGGACGUCACUCCCCUUCCCCGAUCAAUGAGCUAGUGGUAGGUUAGAUAUGACUCCCCUAAAGAUGGAUGAGCCAGUGGUAGGUUAGAUAUGACUCCCCUAAAGAUGGAUGAGCCAGUGGUAGGUUAGUUAUGACUCCCCUAAAGAUGGAUGAGCCAGUGGUAGGUUAGAUAUGACUCCCCUAAAGAUGGAUGAUCCAGUGGUAGGUAAGAAUUGACUCCCCUAAAGAUGGAUGAGCCAGUGGUAGGUUAGAUAUGACUCCCCUAAAGAUGGAUGAGCCAGUGGUAGGCUAGAUAUGACUCCCCUAAAGAUGGAUGAGCCAGUGAUAGGUUAGAUAUGACUCCCCUAAAGAUGGAUGAGCCAGUGGUAGG